CAGGGGCAGGCAUCCUCUCUUGGAAACGUAAUAUUGGCCUCGGGGCUCUCAGCGCUUUGGGUUUUCCAAUGGGAUGUUAGCAGCAGCUGAAGCAGCCCGGGGGCCAGCCGCGAGCGGAACGCUCUGCCCUGCAGCUCUUCUGGACCGAGGCGCCCGCAGCCUGCCCUCACCGUUCACCAGGUCACAGCUUUCAUCUGCGUGAACACACAUGGCUUUGUUACGAAAAAUCAAUCAGGUGUUGCUGUUCCUUCUGAUUGUGACCCUCUGUGGAAUUCUGUAUAAGAAAGUUCAUAAGGGGACUGUGCUCAGGAACGAAACAGACGAUGACUCUGAGGCUCCUGAGGAAAUGGAGGAUGAGAUUCCUGUGGUGAUUUGUGCUGCUGCAGGGAGAAUGGGUGCCGCCAUGGCUGCCAUCAAUAGCAUCUACAGCAACACCGAUGCCAACAUUCUGUUCUAUGUCGUUGGACUCCGGAACACUCUGUCUCGAAUCCGAAAAUGGAUUGAACAUUCUAAACUAAGAGAAAUAAACUUUAAAAUCGUGGAAUUCAACCCGAUAGUCCUCAAGGGGAAGGUCAGACCGGACUCAUCAAGGCCAGAAUUGCUCCAGCCUCUGAACUUUGUCCGCUUUUAUCUCCCUCUGCUUAUCCAUCAACAUGAGAAAGUCAUCUAUUUGGACGAUGAUGUAAUCGUACAAGGUGACAUCCAGGAACUCUAUGACACCACUUUGGCCCUGGGCCACGCGGCAGCUUUUUCGGAUGACUGCGAUUUGCCCUCCGCUCAGGACAUGAACAGAUUUGUGGGGCUGCAGAAUACAUACAUGGGCUAUCUGGACUAUAGGAAGAAGACCAUAAAAGACCUUGGCAUAAGCCCCAGCACGUGCUCUUUCAAUCCCGGCGUGAUUGUCGCCAACAUGACGGAAUGGAAGCAUCAACGUAUCACCAAACAACUGGAGAAAUGGAUGCAAAAAAAUGUGGAGGAAAAUCUCUACAGCAGCUCCCUGGGAGGAGGGGUGGCCACCUCCCCGAUGCUGAUCGUGUUUCAUGGGAAAUACUCCACCAUCAACCCCCUGUGGCACAUACGGCACCUGGGCUGGAAUCCAGAUACCAGAUAUUCGGAGCAUUUUCUGCAGGAAGCAAAGUUACUCCACUGGAAUGGAAGACAUAAACCCUGGGACUUCCCUAGUGUUCACAACGACUUAUGGGAAAGCUGGUUUGUUCCUGACCCCGCAGGGAUAUUUAAACUCAAUCACCACAGCAGCUGAUGUAACGACAUUUUAUAUAUUCCCUGUAUAAAAAUGUGGAAUUGUUCAUUUAUAGCCCUACUAUAUCAUUGUUCUUUAUGAGCAGUACCUUUGGUGCAAAUGAUCCACAAUGUAAAACACAAAGACUACUGUGGGCAAAUAGUACCCUGGAUUACGUAGGUACUGAUUCCUUAAGUGUAAGUGGUAAUUAUGGAAAUCAAGAUGAUGUGAGUGAGAUAUAUUGUUGGAAGGAAAUAAACCCACCUAGGUUUCAGCAAUCAAUUUGCUUAACUCUCAAUGACAACCUGUACCCACAAGUUUUUAAAAUCUCUCAAUGUGUUUUUCACACAUAGGUAUUUUUUCACAGGUUGCCAGUCUUGUCUUUUGUAAAACAACAAACUACAUUUAAAACAUGAAUGUAUGUAAAAAUAAAAGAUAUGCAGAUUUUUAAAUGA
Molecule: messenger RNA, 1695 nt
Organism: Lynx canadensis (Canada lynx)
Lineage: Eukaryota; Metazoa; Chordata; Mammalia; Carnivora; Felidae
Gene: GLT8D2
Product: glycosyltransferase 8 domain containing 2
Exons: 10
Coding region: 209-1261 (350 amino acids)
Cellular component (GO): Golgi apparatus
Molecular function (GO): glycosyltransferase activity
Source: RefSeq, a predicted model, not a curated record